AUGGCCGGAACUUCCCGCCAAAAAGCCUGCUUGGCUUGUGCGGAUUCCAAGCGCAGGUGUGACAAGCAGCUUCCUGAGUGCCAAAGGUGCCUAGACAAAGGUGUAGCCUGUGUCUACCCACAAUCGAGGAGAAGACCAUUUACACAUGACCGCCAUAAUUAUUUUCGGGUGGAUCAUGGACCGGCACUCGAGCAGUAUGACCCGACUGUUUACAACCCAGACUUUGAAGGAUUAUCAACGAUGAUAGCAGCUAGCAACGAUAAUCAGUUUUCAGAUAUCAUUGCAACACUUGCUCCAAUCUUCCCCUCUCCCGAAAGUAACCUGGUGGAACAAGCGAUCAUUGCUGCAAACGAUGACAUCUUGGGCAUACAGACCCCUUGGUUCUUGCAGGACGAAACAUGGCAGCUACAGCACAGCGAGGAAAGAGCAGCCUGUGUCAGUUACAUUGAGCUUGAGCCUCUCAUCCGUGCAGUGGAGAGAAUGUUGGAAGACUGGAUAAAAGAUGGGUACAACAGCUUCAUUCAUCGGCGGCUAUACAGGCUAGGAAUGCCCACCUACCUUCAAGAUGCCUUCACAACACUGGCCACGUACAUCGGCCGUGCGCCAGCAGUAAAAGACUUGAUUAUUCAGAUUGCGAUGGAUCGAUUAUCUGCAUUUGUCAAUCAGCGCCUCUCUACUAUCGAUCAGGGCGCAAAGGGCCUACAAACACACUUGGCACGCGUCCAGACUCUGUUCAUCUAUGAAUUCAUUGUGCUCUUCGAUGGCUCCGUUCGCGCCCGAGCCUGUGGUGAGAGACAACUCCCCAUACUUCGGCAGUGGGUCACCCUGAUGCAGGAGGCCGUACGAUCGUAUCGAGGAGAAAAUGGUCUGCUGGACCAAGGCUCAUCUAACGCGUCUGAGAAUGAGUUUGACAGAGAGUACAAUGCAUCCACAGAACUAUGGCAUCAGUGGAUUCUUACUGAAAGCAUUCGGCGUACUCAAGUGAUCGUGAAUACUAUUUGCAACAUUUACGAGACGAUGGUGCUUGGUUCGGCGGAAUGUACAGGGGGCAUCAUGUUUACUGCGCGUCGCGGUUUAUGGGAGGCAGACUCGGCGUUCCAAUGGUUGGAGCUGUCCAGUUCCAAGCUCCCACUCAUAGUCCCUUCUCUGCGUCCCAACUCGUUGAUGUCACAGUAUAAUGCUGAUGAAGUGGAUGAUUUUGUUAAACUAUUUUGGACGUUUCUUGUUGGUAAUGACAGGGUUCAGUGCUGGAUUGAUAGGAACAGGAUGAACAUUACCUAG
Messenger RNA from Clonostachys solani, 1281 nucleotides. NCBI's taxonomy places the organism in Eukaryota, Fungi, Ascomycota, Sordariomycetes, Hypocreales, Bionectriaceae. The record is from the annotation of a GenBank genome assembly.